AUGGACGACAUCACAAUCACUCCUCAAAUAGCGCCAAUCUCGAGUUCGAGGAGAGUCUCCAUGGAGGAAUAUUACAAGCAGGAAAAUGAGUCUUCCGAUCAAAUACAGGAACCAGAAGUUGAGGAGGAACCAGAGGAGGAACAGGAACCAGAGCCAGAGAUCGAUAUCGAUGUCGAAAUUGAGGAUAAGCCAGCAGAUUCAGCGUCGAUAGUAGAUCCUCUACUCGACUCUCCUCCUUCGUACGAUGCUUCGGUUCGUUCUCAAAAUAUGCGCAGUCGUUUGAAUAUUCAACCUCGAGAAGAUGAAGGAAGAGAGACGCUUCCAGGAUAUUCCGCGGGUAUCAGUCUGGAAAAUGUAUUCAUGAGGAAGAUGGAACUACAGGGCGCGAUACAUAGGGCUUCGGAUAGAAAUUGGUAUCGAGUGUUGGCGACAUUGCAAGGGACUCUUUUGACCUUCCAUAAAUUCAAAGGACCGGGCCUAUUUGGUCUGGAGUGUGGAGAGAGAAAGGGUACACCAGAUAUGCCUGCUGGUACGAAGCGCGGAAGUUUAUUGGGAAGUUAUAAUUUGCAGCAUGCAGAGGUUGGCAUCGCUGCAGAUUAUGUCAAGAAAAACUAUGUUAUCCGAGUCCGAGCAGAAGCAGAUCAGUUCCUUCUAUCUUGCAUCAAAAUCGAAACAUUCGUCAGCUGGCUGCAAUCACUUUUCAUAGCCAUCGAUAUUUCCAUGCCGCUUGAUGAACGACAAAUUCCAAAAGAUCAAUCCAUUCCACGUUCACGACGAAGGAGACGAAGGGAAGCAAGAGAAAUACAAGUCAACGACGAGCUUAUCCGAGCCCAAGAAGAACUCAUCCGAACACAUUACCCCAACCUCGCAACUUCAAGCAACUCCCGAGAAAGAAUUACCACGCGCCCGUCAACAGCUCCACCCACAUCUCGAUCCAAUCCACCCCACACACCCCGUACGCCCCCAGCUUGCGUAACCGAAGCCGAGACCGCUCUUCGAGCCCUCCAAGAAAUGGGUCUCAUAGGCGGUCGACCCCGUCGUCACCGCAUGCUGCAUCGACGCACUCCCAACCCCAUACCCUCUCACUCCUUCUGUCCCGACACGGGAAAAUGGCGUCCGGAACACGCAUGGUCUCCUCGAUACGAUAUGUUAUAUGCCAAGAAAUGCAUGGCUAUCCUUACAAAUUGCUCGCCUCGAAAAUCAAACUAUCUCAUCAUGAAAGGCAAACAGUGGAUUGUAGAUUGGAGCACGGGUUCGUUAACGCAAUGCGAACCUCCGGAGUAUGGAGAGGAGUAUUGCGGGAGGUGGAAAAUAGAUCAUAAUGGGUCGCUGGUUAAGGCUUGA
Sclerotinia sclerotiorum 1980 UF-70 is the source of this 1344-nucleotide messenger RNA. RefSeq lists its product as hypothetical. The coding region runs from base 1 to 1344 and encodes 447 amino acids. Lineage: Eukaryota; Fungi; Ascomycota; Leotiomycetes; Helotiales; Sclerotiniaceae. The record is from RefSeq and is a predicted model, not a curated record. The transcript is spliced from 2 exons.